AUGGUAGGCUUGCCUGAUAUGACAAUAUGCAGUGAGAGAGUGUUUGAGUCGCACAUUGAGCUCCAGAGGGAUGUGUUCUUUGUGUCUGUGAUCUGCCUUCUGAUCAUAAUGAUCAAAAACCUGGUGAUCCUUCCUCUAGCAUCCAUCCUAAUCAGGAGAUUUGGUAUGGAAGAGACCCUAGGAUUUGACCGGAAGAAGAAGUUCUGUGUUUCUCUCUGGAAGGCCAUGUUCUACUCGUUUACGUCUGUUUACGGAUACUUUGUAAUCAGGAGUGAACCUUCGGCUUACACUGCAAAAAGCCUCUCAAGCACUUGGGGGGCUCAUAAUACACCUGCAAGAGUUCUGUUCUAUUACUACCUGGAGUUUUCAUACUAUUUUGUCGAGUUGUUUUAUCUGUUCAAUGAGCACAUGUAUAAGGAUUUCCUACAGAUGGUAACGCACCAUGUGGUGACCAUUAUGCUUCUGGUACUGUCCUAUCACAAGGACAUGCUGCGCCCUGGCGUAGUUAUAAUGGCCAUACAUGACAUAUCGGAUCCGUUUUUGGAGAUCAGCAAGAUCGCAACCUACGUUCAUUAUAAGUCCUUAGCAAAGGGUAUAUUUUCAUGUUUUGCAGGAAUUUUCAUUGUGUCCAGGCUUGUCAUCUAUGCAUUCCUGAUUUCACUUCCCAUAGGCAUUUCCGUAUGGAGAUAUAGAUUUAAUCCAUGCCUGUUUCUCAUCAGCAUUUUACUCCAGGGAUUGACUGCCAUGCAUAUUAUAUGGUCGUUUAUGAUCAUGAAAAUGGUGAUCAAGGUUAGUCGUAGAGAGGAGUUUGAGGAUAUCAGGUCUGUUAAGUCGAAGGGCUCUUAUGGCAAGGCCAAGUCCAAAUGA
Messenger RNA from Encephalitozoon hellem ATCC 50504, 867 nucleotides. RefSeq names its product TRAM protein transporter. Lineage: Eukaryota; Fungi; Microsporidia; Unikaryonidae. Gene Ontology annotation, cellular component: endoplasmic reticulum; membrane. The coding region runs from base 1 to 867 and encodes 288 amino acids. Gene Ontology annotation, biological process: ceramide biosynthetic process. The record is from RefSeq and is a predicted model, not a curated record. Gene Ontology annotation, molecular function: sphingosine N-acyltransferase activity. The transcript has a single exon.